Cyprinus carpio (common carp) is the source of this 1953-nucleotide messenger RNA. It is a transcript of the gene ccr9a, whose product is annotated as C-C motif chemokine receptor 9a. Gene Ontology annotation, biological process: chemotaxis; G protein-coupled receptor signaling pathway; immune response. Lineage: Eukaryota; Metazoa; Chordata; Actinopteri; Cypriniformes; Cyprinidae. Gene Ontology annotation, molecular function: chemokine receptor activity. Gene Ontology annotation, cellular component: membrane. The record is from RefSeq and is a predicted model, not a curated record.
GUCACUGUGGUUAAACCUCAAGACCUUAAAAGCUUCUGCAAAACAGACUUUUUCCAGACAGUGUCAAAAACAAUGUGAAAGUGAUCUUGGUGAUCAGGAAGACAGCAGACAGCAGCUAAUCUUUAUUACUAGUCCUAAUUUUUCUCAAAGAACAUAGAAACAGAAAAGAUCAACAAUGAACAUUACCGAGUUUGCGACCCCAUUGAAUGGGCUGACUUCAGAAUAUGAUUAUGAAGAAUCUUCCACAACUAUCGGUGAUUAUGAAGGCGGGGAAAUAUGUGACAGAGCAGCAGUGCGAGAGUUUCGAAGGUACUAUGAGCCUGCUCUCUAUUGGAUAAUUGUGAUUCUGGGAGCCAUUGGCAACACUCUGGUGGUCUGGAUAUACACACACUUCAAAAACCGCCUGAAGGCGAUGACGGACGUUUAUCUACUGAACCUGGCUCUGGCCGAUUUGUUCUUCCUCUGCACUCUGCCAUUCUGGGCCGCUGACUCCAUCUACGGUUGGACUUUUGGCUCGAGCCUCUGCAAAAUCGUCUCUGCUGUUUACAAAAUCAACUUCUUCAGCAGCAUGUUUCUACUUACCUGCAUCAGCGUCGACCGCUACAUAGUGAUUGUCCAGACAACCAAAGCGCAGAACUCCAAGAGGGAUCGUCUCCUGUACAGCAAACUUAUCUGUGUGCUAGUCUGGCUCCUGGCGGCGGUGAUGUCCAUACCAGAGUUUCUCUUUGCUCGUUCGAAAGGGGAUGAUCAGGGCAAUCACUUCUGUAUGAUGGUCUACUGGAACAAUGAAAACAAUCAGACAAAAAUACUGGUCCUGGCUCUCCAGAUCUGCAUGGGCUUCUGCAUCCCUCUCAUAGUGAUGAUCUUUUGCUAUACCAACAUCAUCCGCACCUUGCUGAAGACGAGGAACUUCGAAAAGCACAAGGCCCUGCGGGUCAUCCUGGCAGUUGUGGCCGUGUUUGUUGUCUCUCAGCUUCCGUACAACGGCAUAUUGGUCUUUGAAGCCACUCAGGCUGCCAAUACAACCAUCACAAACUGCAAAGAGGUCCAGCGUCUUGACAUUGCCGGCCAAGUUUUGAAGAGUCUCGCUUACAUGCACAGCUGCCUAAAUCCGUUCCUUUAUGCCUUCGUCGGAGUGCGUUUCCGAAAAGAUGUCUUUCGACUUUUCCAAAACCUUGGCUGUAUUCCAACCCUCAAGAGCUCCAAGUUGCUGCAGGGAAGCUCUCACCGCCCCUCUGUUAUGUCUGACACAGAAACCACUAAUGCGCUCUCAUUGUGAUUGGUGUCAGAACACUAUCAGUGAGGCUUGCUUAUCAAAGGCUUCUGUUUUGCUGCAGGUGCUUACAGCAUCUGGGUUUUAAAGCAGAAGUUUGAGGUUCCAUAGGAGGACUUUGCAUGCUUGGAAACAUGCUGUCUGGUGGAGGGUGAAGUAACCUGCUCACCACGAUGAAAUGGCUGCAGUCUUGAACAUUGCAUAACAAGAGUUCUCUUUGUUUGACUGGGCCAUUAAAAUGAAUGUCAAAUCCCGUUCAAAUAAUUGUGAACUGUAUGAACAGUGUUGUGGCAGGGAGAGUGCAUGGUUGCUGUUUUGCCCAUUUAACUGCUACAAUAUUUUCCAUCUCUUGUUCAGCAUUAAUAUUUUCAGUUCAUAUAAAUGUUGUAUGAGCACUGAAUUUCUUCUAAAAGUGUUUGUCUUCCACAAAAAAAGUUUAUAAUUGUUAUUGUAUGAAAAUAUUUUUGUCUUUUUGUUGCUGCAAAAGUAUAGCUGUGAAUAUUUUAUACAUGAUUUAAAGCCUGUUGUGUACAUUCAGGAGAUUUGUGUAUGUUUUGCUUUUGAUUCACACCAAAAAAAAAAAAAAAAAAAAAAUGUAUAUAAGUAUUUGCUGCUCAUUUUGUAAAAUUUCAAACAGUGUAUUAAAUACAAAAUGCCAAUAAAACCUGAUUUAUAGGCUU